AUGACUUCGACCAGCAGCGAGGCAACUGCCGUGCGUGGCGCGCUGAUCGUCCUCGAAGGCCUUGACCGGAGCGGCAAGACGACGCAGGUCCAGCUGCUGGAGAAGCGGCUCCUCGAGCUCGGGCGUAACGUCAAGGUGAUGAGGUUUCCUGACAGGACUACGCCCAUCGGCCAGAUGAUCGACGGAUACCUGAAAAGCCAGGUGGACAUGGACGACCACGUCAUCCACUUGCUCUUUAGCGCAAACAGAUGGGAGGCAGCAAAACAAAUCACCGCCCUGCUCUCCGCCGGCACGACGGUGAUAUGCGACAGGUACUACUACUCGGGCAUGGUCUACAGCGCGGCCAAGCAGAACCCGGCCCUGCCGCUCUCGUGGGCCCGGGCGCCCGAGGUCGGCCUUCCGCGCCCGGACCUGGUCCUCUUCCUGGACCUGAGCGAGGACCAGGCCAAGGCCCGCGGCGGCUGGGGCGAUGAGCUCUACGAGAGGGCCGAGAUGCAGCGCCGGGUCCGUGAGCUGUUCUGGGGCUUGAGCAUGGGUCGGGUCGAGGACGGCGCCGGCCAGCGCGAGGAGAGGGCCCGGCAGGAGGAGGAGGACCUGCACGUGGUCGAUGCCAGCCCGUCGGUCGAAGCUGUCUCCAAAGACAUCUGGAAGGUGGUGGAGCCGAGGCUGGACGCUGUCGGUAGGGGCGAGGUCGGGAAGGUUGUGCGGAGGGUGUCAUGA
This is a messenger RNA of Pyricularia pennisetigena, 720 nucleotides long. RefSeq lists its product as uncharacterized. NCBI's taxonomy places the organism in Eukaryota, Fungi, Ascomycota, Sordariomycetes, Magnaporthales, Pyriculariaceae. The transcript has 3 exons. Bases 1 to 720 code for a protein of 239 amino acids. Gene Ontology annotation, molecular function: ATP binding; dTMP kinase activity. The record is from RefSeq and is a predicted model, not a curated record. Gene Ontology annotation, cellular component: cytosol; nucleus; cytoplasm. Gene Ontology annotation, biological process: dTTP biosynthetic process; dTDP biosynthetic process; dUDP biosynthetic process.